This is a messenger RNA of Penicillium griseofulvum, 1227 nucleotides long. RefSeq names its product cyclin family protein. Gene Ontology annotation, cellular component: nucleus; cyclin-dependent protein kinase holoenzyme complex. Gene Ontology annotation, biological process: regulation of cyclin-dependent protein serine/threonine kinase activity. The record is from RefSeq and is a predicted model, not a curated record. Gene Ontology annotation, molecular function: cyclin-dependent protein serine/threonine kinase regulator activity; protein kinase binding. Lineage: Eukaryota; Fungi; Ascomycota; Eurotiomycetes; Eurotiales; Aspergillaceae. The transcript has 2 exons. The coding region runs from base 1 to 1227 and encodes 408 amino acids.
AUGGAUUCAUUGUCACUCAACCGCGCAGCUCUCGAUGAGUUCGUCACUACCAGAGUGACUCGAGAAAUGGUGGCAUACUUGGCCCAACAGGCAGCCCAGGUCAUCCGCUGUGAAGCUCAUGUCACCAACACCGUCAACCAGAAUGGCCAACCUACACCACCAUCCACACCUCCAAUGGAACCCACAGACUUGCCUGACUUGCCAUCAAUGGAGGUCUUCAUUGCCUCACUCGUCGCCCGGUCGCAGGUGCAGGUACCUACUCUCAUGAGCUGUCUGGUCUACCUCGGUCGUUUGCGUUCUCGUCUGCCUCCAGUCGCCAAGGGCAUGCGCUGCACUGUCCACCGCAUUUUCCUUGCUUCGCUCAUACUUGCCGCCAAGCAGCUUAAUGACUCCAGCCCCAAAAACAAACAUUGGGCCCGUUACACCGCAGUGAGGGGAUUCGACGAUUUCGGCUUCUCUCUCCCCGAGGUCAACCUCAUGGAACGCCAGCUCCUCUUCCUCCUCGACUGGGACCUGCUCAUUACUGAGCAGGACCUCUUCACUUAUCUCGAGCCCUUCUUGGGUCCCCACCGCCAGCGUCUCAUUGCCCGAGAGCAAGAACGUCUCGAGGAGGAAAAUCUUCACAAGCAACAACACCGCGAAUGGCGCAGUCUUCACGCAUCAGCGGAUUUACUAUCCAGCCGCCUUCGCCGCCAGAAGCCCGAGACCCGCAGCGACACCCGUCGCGCAAACGAGUCUCUCCGUCGUCUCCCCAGUCAUGUCUCUCUACCAGCCAUGCACAACAUCCGUGCAGCUACACAGAACGCCGCCGAACAUGAUCGCUACAACCCCUACCAGCGUCAGCGCGCAUCUCCUAACAGAGUCAACCGAUCUGUCUCCCCACCAUCCGUCCGAGACGUGCCAGGUCUCUCCCACGCCGAGACCUUCAACUCUCUCUGCUCGCGCUCAUCCAGUGCCGCCCCAAGCUCAAGAGGCACACCAGCUUCCAUCAGCACCGUUUCCUCCAAUGGCGCCGACGACGUCAUGCUCACGGACCCAACCCGCAGCCCAUCAUCCGCCUCGCCAACAUACGGCUACGUGGACGUUGCCGAACUCGACAAGUCCAUCGAGCCUAUCCGCCAGCCAUCCAAGAAGCUAAAGACCAGCAACACCCACAGCAGCGGUUUCGUGGCUCGUUUCCUAGCCUCCGCAACAGGCUCAUACAUGGGCGGUCGUCGAUCCCACUAA